AUGUUCGCCCUCCCGCGUGCCUCGUCGCUGUUCCUUCGCGCCGUUCACUCCGCGCCUAUUUUCCCCGCGCGCCUCCCCUUCGUUUGCUCCGCGCGCAUUUUUCCACGCGCCUCCCCUCCGUCUGCUCCAACGACUCUCGCGAUGGGCGACGAGGCGUGCGACGACGCGGGAGCGUCGCUGUUGUCGCACGAGAGCGAGCCGGAGUGGGCCUUCUCCCUGUCGACGGAGAUCGCGAGCGCGGCAGCAGCAGCGGACGAGGCACGGGCCCCAUGCAAGCGGACCUCUCCUUCUUCCCUGGCAGCGCGCUCUCCUUCGUCCCCAUCGCCUGCUACUGCUACGCCCGCCCAUGCCGCCUCUCGCCCCACUCCGUGCUGCUUGUGCGCUCCGCAGGUACUGUCGCCCCUGGGACGGGAGGCGGGGAGUGGGGGAGUUGGGGGGCUGGGGAAGUGGGGGAGUGGGGAAGUGGGGGAGUUGGGGAGUUGGGGAGUGGGGGACUGGGGGAGUGGGGGAGUGGGGAGAGACCAGGAAGCUGAAGCAGCGCGGGUGAAGCGGCGGGCAGCAGAGUAG
Closterium sp. Naga37s-1 is the source of this 567-nucleotide messenger RNA. Lineage: Eukaryota; Viridiplantae; Streptophyta; Zygnematophyceae; Desmidiales; Closteriaceae. The record is from the annotation of a GenBank genome assembly.